Etheostoma cragini (Arkansas darter) is the source of this 1515-nucleotide messenger RNA. Its product is annotated as dehydrogenase/reductase SDR family member 11-like. Gene Ontology annotation, molecular function: oxidoreductase activity. NCBI's taxonomy places the organism in Eukaryota, Metazoa, Chordata, Actinopteri, Perciformes, Percidae. The record is from RefSeq and is a predicted model, not a curated record. The coding region runs from base 139 to 906 and encodes 255 amino acids. The transcript is spliced from 8 exons.
GUUCCGUUGGCGGCAGUGCUGCGUUCAGGAGCACUUGACUGUAGAUCCCUGGUUCGCGUUUGCCUCCGGUCAGGUGUCGCUUUUGCUAUUACCUGGGGGUUAUAUUGAGCUAAAGGUUAGCGGUGUGUCCCAGCUGUGAUGGAGCGCUGGAAGGGCAGAGUGGCUUUGGUGACCGGAGCCUCGGUUGGGAUAGGGGCGGCCAUAGCUAAGGAGCUGGUCCGGUACGGCAUGAAAGUAGUGGGCUGUGCCAGGGACGUCGAAAAAAUACAGAAACUGGCAGAUGAGUGUCAAAGUACAGGCCACAGUGGUGUGUUGGUACCUUUCAAGUGUGACUUGAACAACGAGGAAGAGAUUCUGUCCAUGUUCGCUGCCAUCAAAGCGCAGCACAAAGGGGUGGAUGUGUGCAUCAACAACGCUGGCUUGGCUCAUCCAGAGUCACUGUUAAAUGGCAACACCAGUGGCUGGAAGAACAUGAUGGAUAUCAACGUUCUUGCAUUGUGUAUAUGCACCCGCGAAGCAUAUCAGUCAAUGAAAGAAAGAAAUGUUGACGACGGGCACAUCAUAAACAUAAACAGCAUGAGUGGACAUCGUGUAGUACCCAGUGCUGAUGUACAUUUCUACAGCUCCACCAAGUACGCUGUGACGGCCCUGACCGAGGGCUUGAGACAGGAGCUGCGUGAGGCCAAAACCCACAUCAGAGCCACAUGUAUUUCUCCUGGUGUAGUAGAGACAGAAUUUGCUUCUCGGCUCUACAAAGACAAUGCUGUUAAAGCUGCUGCUUCAUACUCUAAAUUUAAGCCUUUGGAAGCAAUAGACAUUGCUAAUUCGGUCACAUACGUCCUAAGUGCCCCUCCCCAUGUCCAGAUUGGGGACAUUCAGAUGCGACCUGUGGAGCAGGCGUCGUAGAUCUGCACCAGACAGACACAUUCUUCAUCCCAUUGGUUUACUACAAUUACAAUAUGAUAUUUGUUGCACGAUAUUAUACAGAAGGAAAUUAGAUUUUUUAGUUUGGCUAGAAACAUUUGGACCACAGGGAUUGUUCCAUUGACUGCCACUGGUGUCCAAUUGUUAAAAUGUUUUUGUCAGAAACAUAAACCACUAAAAUACACAAAGAAUAUGAAAACAAAAUAUUUAAAGAUCUUUUACAUUUCUAUCAGUAAAAUAUCGAGGAGAAAAUCUUUACAUACAACAAAUCUGUAAUAUAUAACCCCAAAAACUCUAAAUUAUCGAAACAAAAUGUAAUAAAAUCUAUUACUAAAGAAUGUGAAAAGGGUUUGCGUAUGUCUGAGCUGUAUUUUUAGUUUAGGCUAAAUUAGCUAAUGUUAGCAUGAUAGCACCCUAAACUAACUUAAGAUUGUGACCAUGGUAAAUGACAUCAGGAUGUUAGCAUUUUGAUUGUGAGCAUGUUGGCAUACUGACGUUGGCAUUUAGCUUAAAGGUCUUCUGUACUCAUUCACAGCCUCACAUAGCGGCUAGCAGCUGUACACUCUCAGAUCCUCAAUAAAUUAAUGAUUU